Messenger RNA from Notolabrus celidotus (New Zealand spotty), 3830 nucleotides. It is a transcript of the gene invs, whose product is annotated as inversin. Gene Ontology annotation, cellular component: ciliary inversin compartment. The record is from RefSeq and is a predicted model, not a curated record. Gene Ontology annotation, molecular function: protein binding. Lineage: Eukaryota; Metazoa; Chordata; Actinopteri; Labriformes; Labridae. Gene Ontology annotation, biological process: protein localization to ciliary inversin compartment. The transcript has 19 exons.
ACCAAACGGCUGAUACGUCAGACGGGAGAAACUCAAAUCAUGGCGGUUUGCUGCUUUACAACAGUAACGGGAGUUGUAGUGUUUUGCUGCCACCCAGACAGAGGCGAUUCAACGGGACUACUUGGAAGAAAACUUCCUGAGAUUUUCAUCAAAGAGAAAAGGAAAGUAAACGGAGCCGGGAUCAGGACAGGUAGGGGACCUGGACAUGCAUCCAUACCCACCAAGGAUGCUCUGAACUGUGCAACAUCUGCUGAAGUGUCCCCCUCAAUGUAGCUAUGGCCUCAGCAGCGUCUAGCCCAGGCCCUGCCUCUCUGGGCUCGCAGGUUCAUGCUGCAGCUGUCAAUGGAGAUAGGAGUGCCCUCCUCAAACUCAUCACAGCAGAUCCCUCUCUGCGGGACCGUGAGGAUCAGUUUGGUCGGACCCCUUUGAUGUACUGUGUGCUGGCUGACCGCCUGGAUUGUGCAGAGAUUCUGUUGAAGGCUGGUGCCUCGGUCAACAAGACUGACCACAGCCAGCGUACGGCUCUGCACCUUGCAGCACAAAAGGGGAAUGUGCGUUUCCUGAAGCUGCUGCUGUCCAGGCGUGCUAACUGGUUGCAGAAGGAUCUAGAAGAGAUGACGCCCCUCCACCUAGCCACCCGACACCCCUCCCCAAAAGCCCUCGCCCUCCUGCUCAAACACAUCGGACCUGGAGAAGUUGACACACAAGACAAGAACAAGCAAACUGCUCUCCACUGGUCGGCAUUUUAUAACUGACCGGAGCACGUUCGUCUCUUGAUCAAGCACGACUCAAAUAUCGGCAUACCAGACAGUGAGGGCAAGAUCCCUUUGCACUGGGCGGCUCACAGUCAGGAGCCCAGUGCUACGCAAACUGUCCGCUGUAUACUGGAGGCAGCUCCCACUGAGUCCCUAUUGAACUGGCAGGACUAUGAGGGGAGGACACCCCUUCACUUUGCCGUUGCUGACGGUAACGAGGCCGUGGUUGAGGUCCUGACAUCAUACGAGGGCUGUAAUGUGACAGCUUAUGAUAACCUCUUCAGAACACCGCUGCACUGGGCGGCUCUGCUCGGACAUGCCAAAAUUGUCCACCUGCUGCUUGAGAGAAACAUAUCAGGAACGAUUCCCUCAGACAGCCAAGGGGCAACACCUCUGCACUACGGUGCUCAGAGCAACAAUGCUGAGACAGUGGGUGUCUUUCUGUCCCAUCCAUCUGUGAAGGAUGAGCCUGAUCUGGAAGGGAGGACAGCCUUCAUGUGGGCUGCUGGGAAGGGCAGCGAUGAUGUCCUUUGCACCAUGCUGGAUCUUACUCCUCUCAUUGACAUCAACAUGGCCGACAAGUACGGAGGAACCGCGCUCCAUGCGGCCUCCCUGUCUGGCCAUGUGAGCACAGUGAAGCUGCUGCUAGAGAGAGGGGCCAUGGUCGACUCACUGGAUGUGAUGAAACACACACCGCUGUUUCGUGCAUGUGAGAUGGGACACAGAGAUGUUAUACUCACACUCAUCAAAGGUUCUGCUCGUGUGGACCUGGUGGACGUGGAUGGCCACACAGCUCUGCACUGGGCAGCUUUGGGUGGGAAUGCUGAAGUCUGCCAGAUAUUGAUGGAGAAUGGGAUUAGUCCAAAUGUUCAGGACCAGGCAGGACGCACUCCGCUGCAGUGCGCUGCCUAUGGCGGCUACAUCACCUGCAUGGCUGUUCUCAUGGAGAACAAUGCUGAUCCAAACAUUCAGGACAAAGAGGGGCGGACUGCUCUCCACUGGUCAUGCAACAACGGUUACCUGGAUGCUGUGAAACUGUUACUGGGCUACAAUGCCUUCCCCAACCACAUGGAGCACACUGAGGAGAGGUACACCCCUCUGGACUACGCUCUGCUGGGAGGGCACAGCGAGGUGACUCAGUUUAUGCUGGAGCACGGUGCUUUAUCCAUUGCAGCCAUCCAGGACAUCGCUGCUGCCUCCAUCCAGGCUGUGUACAAGGGCUACACCGUCCGCAAGGCCUUCAGAGAGAGAAAGCAGCUCCUUAUGAGGCACGAGCAGCUGCGCAAAGACGCCGCAAAGAAACGUGAGGAAGAACAGCGAAGGAGGGAAGCAGUGCAGCAGGUGUCUGCGGCCUCUCCAGAGAAACGCCGGCCCCCGUUGAUGAAAACAGAGCAGGGAAAGCUGUCCUUAGUGAACAUGAUGGAUAUCUUAACCAUGAAAGAGUCAGUGGCAGAAACGAAGAAAUCAUCCAAAACCAAAGAGGAGAGGCACAAAGUCCACAGGAGGAGAUCCUCCAAAAGAAGUAAACCACCUGAACUCAGUGAGGUCGCUGAUGUUUUGAGCACCCACAAGGAUGUUACAGGUGACACUGUCCCCUGUGCUUCCCAGCCCAACCGGCUGAAGGAACUUCUCUCUCCUUCCAGCUGCAGCCAGCCGCCAGCCCUAAAGCCAGGAUCCCCCUCCAUGCCCAAAAUCAGGGACCGACCAUCCUCGAUCACAUUUGUCUCUGUGACCAACCAAACUGACACUAUCACACAAGAAGGCCUCCCCCUGAAAAGGAGGGACGCUCACAUGACUGUGCAGACGGCCCCUUGCAAGACUGAUUCCCACACCUCGCUGCAAAAGCACAGAAACCGCAAGGAGCAGACUUCAGAAAAGGCCGCCCUCAAAGACAAAACUCAUGCUCCCUCAUUAGGAAGCAGUUCAUCUUUAGACCACAAAAACCCUUCCAGGAAUACUCAGUCAGCCACACAUGCACCUCUCUCAACACGCACGCACAGGGAACUCAACAAGGAGCAGCGCAGGGCGAGGAACAAGGCUGCACGCACCAUCCAGCGAGCCUGGAGAAGGUUUCACGCACGCAGGCAGAGAGAGGCAAAGAGCCAUGAAGAGGUGGAGUCAAGUGGUGUAAGCCGCACCCUGAACAGGAAGAAGUUGGAAAUCCGACAUCAGGCUACUAAAGUGUUGGCGAGUAAGAGCUCAGUGCUGCAAAGUAUUUAUGGCAACUCUAUGGCCAGACGAGGGCGUUCACUUCGGGGCUCUCAGUCUCAGCUACUCCUGGAUCUCCCUUUACGCACACAGAGCCAAUUGAGUGGUAUAGACUGCGUGCACCUGACUGAUGCCGUGAAUCAAGCCAAGCAGUUCUCCUACCACCUGAGACCACAGAGCGCUGGUCAGGGGACGAGAGGCCGGGGAAAACAUUGAAGCCACACACAAUCACACACACUUCUCAUGUUCUUUGAUGUUUUCUCAGCUGGCUGGCAGCCUUACCUCUAUAGAAUUACUCCACAUAUUGUUCGCUCAAUGUGCCAAGCUUUCUAAAAUUAAGCCAUAUGACAUCAGAGCCAUGACCUCACAGGGUGGGGUUAAGUCUACAGAAAUGGUGUGUGUAAAAGAUAACCUUUCAUCCAUUGUGGAAGGAACACAUACAUACGCCAUCCCGCUCGCUCUCCGUCGCUCUCGCACACACACUGCGAUAACCUUUCCUCCUGUUGUGGAGAAUGAGGCAGUCUAUCAACAGCCGGUCAUACAGAUAGCCCACCUGCAGCCUCUCUCUCACACACACACACACACACACACACACACACACACACACACACACACACACACACACACACACACACACACACACACACACACACACACACACACACACACACACACACACACACACACACACACACACACUGUUCUACAAGUGCUUUCACCCUACAGAGAGGAUUAUUUUUAACUAUGCAGUUUGUAUUUACUGUGAUACACAUUUGCACAUUGUUUAGAUAUGCAUACUGUACCUCUGUCGUUUGUCGUUUUUUUAAAUAUGUUUGAAAGAUGAAAUAAAACUGACAAAAAGCCUGA